ACUCAAAAUGUAAUACAUAUCAUUUUGUUUUAAUCAUCAAAAUGUGAAAUCUGUUUUAAACUCCCACGUUCUUAAAACUUUUAUUUUGAAAUGGAUAAGGCUCUACCGGAAGUAUUUCAUGCCACGUGCUAAAAACCCGCGCUAACUUGACAACAGGUGAACGUUUGCAUGUCGAGCUGCAGCUUUCACAACAAACUGAGCGGAUAAACCCAGUGAACCUCGGUCCGGUCCGGUGUCCGGUCCGGUCCGGUAGACCCAGCCGGGUGCCGGCUGUCCUCCGGCAUCAUGUCCCGCCUGCAGCUGCUCAGAGGACUCGUUAACGAGCGUCUGUCUGCGGCCGCCGAGGAGAUUUUCGAGGCGGUCAAGAAAACCAUCCUGGUCUACGAGGAGGAGAUCCUGCUCUCCAAACGGGAGAUCCGCCGGCAGCGCAGGGUGCUGCAGACUAUUUUAAAACCUGAAAUAAAGAUAAACAAACUGUCAGACCAACCACAGCUGGCUCUCUCCGUCUGGGACGAGGACUUCCCCUCUGACCAGCAGCAGCAGGAACACUGUGAUCAGGAGUGGAGCUCCGGUGUGGAUCAGGACGACCAGGAGCCUCCGCAGACUGAGAAGAGCCAGGAGGACCCCCCCAGCAGCCAGGAGGAAGAGGAGGAGGACACCAUCAGGUUCAUCUUCACGCCUCCGUACGUGAAGAACGAGCUCGACCAGCCUCAGUCCGAUUGUCUGAGCACUACAGGACAAGGAGAUCCUCUGCCGAGCACUUCAGCUGAGCUGGACCAGACGAAGGCGGAGGAUGAUGACGGAGCAUCCACCAGCUGUUCUGCACCCGAACACGACGACAGCGGCGAAGAGUGGAGGGGCAGCGUGGGAUCUCAGAGCGACGACGACGACAGCGACUGCCAGUGGAAGAAGAGGAAGGGGCCUCGUCUACCGAUGAACCAAAAGAACAAAAAAGCCAAAUCACGAAUCCGCUGUAAAGUCUGCGAGAAAGCCUUUCACGCCAACGUCUCUUUGGUGAAUCACAUGGAGAUUCACCCGAAGGACAUGUGCGGCGUGUGCGGGGAACGUUUCGAUACCGAGGAGAGCUUUCAAGUUCACCUGAAGACGCACGUGAAAGCCGAAAUCUGCGGCGUUUGCGGGAAAUGUUUCGGGGCCUCGAGCUCUUUGGAGACGCACAUGAGGGUCCACACGGGAGAGAAGCCGUUCAACUGCAGCGAAUGUGGAAAAUCCUUCAACUGUCGCCACAACAUGAUGCGACACAUCAGGAUACACACGGGGGAGAAGCCGUAUCCUUGCACCGUCUGCGGCAAAUGCUUCAACGACUACUCCACGAUGAAACGCCACCUUCACGUGCACCAGAAGAACCACGACCCGAAUAACACAUCUGCAAACGAAAAUGGCAACGACGUGGAGAAGAACAUGAAGACAUCAUCGUCAUCAUCAUCGCCAAAAAAGCAGCAGACUCGGACCAUAUGUGAAGUGUGCGGGAAAAUGUUUCACUCCAUGGUUUCUCUGGUGAACCACGCGAAAAGUCACGCCACGGACCUCUGCGGCGUGUGCGGGACGCAUUUUGACUCCGAGGAAAACUUAAAACUUCACCUGAAAACUCACAAGAACGGGAAGGUGUGCGAAGUGUGCGGGAAGUGUUUUGACAGUCACGGAAACCUGGAGAUGCACAUGAGGGUCCACACGGGCGAGAAGCCGUUUCUCUGCAGCGAGUGCGGCAAAUGCUUCAACUGCCGACACAACAUGAUGCGACACAUCAGGACCCACACGGGGGAGAAACCCUACCUUUGCAACACCUGCGGGCGCUGUUUCAGCGACCACUCCACGCUGAAACAGCACAGCAGCACGCACACUGGAGAGAAACCGCACCGCUGUGAGAUCUGCGGUAAAGGCUUCCACCGAAAGACAUACGUGAGGCUUCAUAUGAAGAGCCACGCCACUGAAAAGUGACUGCUCUGUGAAGAUGGUGGCGUGUAAAUAAAUGAGAAGAUUCUUCA
Molecule: messenger RNA, 2003 nt
Organism: Sebastes umbrosus (honeycomb rockfish)
Lineage: Eukaryota; Metazoa; Chordata; Actinopteri; Perciformes; Sebastidae
Product: gastrula zinc finger protein XlCGF57.1-like
Exons: 2
Coding region: 286-1956 (556 amino acids)
Source: RefSeq, a predicted model, not a curated record